Penicillium verhagenii is the source of this 420-nucleotide messenger RNA. Its product is annotated as cytidine deaminase. The coding region runs from base 1 to 420 and encodes 139 amino acids. Gene Ontology annotation, cellular component: cytosol. Lineage: Eukaryota; Fungi; Ascomycota; Eurotiomycetes; Eurotiales; Aspergillaceae. The record is from RefSeq and is a predicted model, not a curated record. The transcript has 4 exons. Gene Ontology annotation, molecular function: cytidine deaminase activity; zinc ion binding.
AUGACCAACACACUCACAGCCCAAGAGCUCUCGACCCUCUCGACCAAGGCCAUAGCCGCCAAGGACUCAGCCUACUGCCCGUACUCCAAGUUCCGCGUGGGCGCGUGCAUCCUCACGACAUCGGGCGAAUUCGUGGUUGGGGCCAACGUCGAAAACGCCGCGUACCCCGUGGGCGUAUGUGCGGAGCGAGUAGCCAUUGGGACGGCGGUGGUGGCUGGGCAUAAGAGUUUCAAGGCGAUUGCUGUUGCGACUGAUAUUAAGCCGGCUGCGUCGCCUUGUGGGAUGUGUCGACAGGCGAUUCGCGAGUUCACUGGUCCUUCGUUCCCGGUUUAUAUGUAUGAUGGCGAUGGGAAUUAUAAGGUGAAGACUAUGGAUGAGUUGCUGCCGGAUUCUUUUGGCCCCGGUGACUUGGGUAUUUGA